This is a messenger RNA of Phascolarctos cinereus (koala), 3028 nucleotides long. It is a transcript of the gene ZSCAN21, whose product is annotated as zinc finger and SCAN domain containing 21. NCBI's taxonomy places the organism in Eukaryota, Metazoa, Chordata, Mammalia, Diprotodontia, Phascolarctidae. Gene Ontology annotation, biological process: regulation of transcription by RNA polymerase II. Gene Ontology annotation, molecular function: RNA polymerase II cis-regulatory region sequence-specific DNA binding; DNA-binding transcription factor activity, RNA polymerase II-specific. The record is from RefSeq and is a predicted model, not a curated record.
CCUUCCCCCCAGACACACAGACACCCCCCUUGUCCAGCGAACAGGCACUGGUUCUGGGCCCGGGCUCGGGGCUCCUGGAUACCUCUGAGCCUCGGAGACAGUGCGGACCUGGUUCAGGGGAGGGUUGGUUUACAAAUGUGGAAACUGAGGCCCGGAGAGAGGAAGUGACGUAGCCGAAGUCCCACAUAACUAAGUGGCCGACCAAAGCCACUUGUCUUUAUUUGUCACUAGGCCCUUUCUCUCUUUUUACCACCCCACACAUUAUGCUGUACAGUGUAUUUGAUCCUAGAGAAUAUCAUAAAGAGAAACUCAUCAGGAAUCUCUAGGUGCCUAAAAGACAAUUGGGAUUUGCAGCACAGAUCCUGUCUGGAGGGAGACCACCCUGUGAGCCUGUAUGAUGACUGCAGAAUCCAAAGAGACUGCCAUCCUUUCUCCCCAGGCUCUACAGGAUCAGGAUGGGCCUAUAAUAAUCAAAGUGGAAGAUGAUCCUACCUGGGAGCAAGAAUCUAGUCAGCAAAGUAGUAGUCACCCCAACCAGGAGAUCUGGCGGCAGCGCUUCAGGCAGUUGUGCUACCAGGAGACACCUGGGCCCCGAGAGGCUCUGAGCCGAUUGCGGACACUCUGUUGUGAGUGGCUGAGGCCAGAGAUGCACACUAAGGAGGAGAUCUUGGAACUGCUGGUGCUGGAGCAGUUCCUGAGUAUCCUACCAGAGGAACUCCAGAUCUGGUUGCAGGAACGACAUCCAGAAAGUGGUGAGGAAGUAGUGAUGCUACUGGAAGAUUUGGAGAGAGAAUUGGAUGAACCAGGACAGCAGGUCUCAGCCCAUACACAAGAACAAGCAUUGCUCUGGGAAGGAGUGACACCCCUGUUCCCAGCUCCAGUGACAUUGAAGAAGUCACCAAGCAUUCGGGUUCAGGCCAUGGAGACUCAGCUGAAAUGUGAAUCUGUGGAUCCUCACCCUCUCCAAAAGAUUGAUUGUCAGUCCAAGCUUCAGAAUGAAGAGUCAACACCUAAAAAUGAAAUAUCCAAAGUAGAACCUCCAGCAGUGGUAUCAGGAAGAUUCAUAGGUGAUGUUGCUGAGAAAACCAAAUACAGAGAGGCACAUGACCAUGAGAGUACAUUACAAAGGCAAUGGGAAAAACCUAUAGGAGAAAGAACAAGGAAAUACUCUUUCCAAGAGACUGGGUCAAAGGAAGCCUCAAAUUUAAUCCAUAGUAAACUCUGCCCAGGAGAGAGAUGCUAUAAAUGUGUGGAGUGCGGGAAAACCUUCAGUAAUAGCCCAGACUUUAGUAAACAUCAGAGAAUUCACACCGGGGAGACACCCUAUAAAUGUAAAGAAUGUGAGAAAACCUUCAGAAGCAAAGCCAGCCUCAUUCAGCAUCAUAGAAUCCACACUGGAGAGAAACCAUACCAAUGUAAUCAAUGUGGGAAAAGCUUUAGUCAGCAAGCAGGUCUUAUUUCACACCAGAGACUUCACACUGGAGAGAGACCCUAUAAAUGUAACGAAUGUGGGAAAACCUUCAGUCAUAGUUCAAAUCUUAUUAAACAUCAGAGGAUUCACUCUAAGGAGAAGCCUUAUCAUUGUAGUAAAUGUGAGAAAGCUUUCUGUACUAAGUCAAAUCUUUCUCAGCACCAGAGAGUACACAUGCCAAAGGGAGAAAAACAUGGCAGAUAUGGGGAAAACUCAGAAUUUGCUUAUUCCUUAUUAAAUGUCAAAGAGGGGCCCCUGGGGAAAAACUCUACAGCAUAAUAAAUCUAAGAAAAAUUUAAGUGGUAGCUUCCACUUCAGUCACAAUAAUAAGUACUACGUGAGAGCUAGAACAGAACAUUCCCAGAAACAAAGACUGAGCAGAAAAUAAUUAUUUUUCUGGUUGAUGGCUCUUAGAAGGCCUGUAGACCUGAUCCAUAGUAGACAGAAGCAGAGAGGCCUUAAACACCCUACCUGCCCUCCAUUUUUCCCCAACAUAUACACACAGUCCCCAUACUUUUAUAGUUCCUGUAGAAAUUAGGAUGGGGAAUCAAUGAAGAAUUAUUAAGAGCUUAAGGCAACCCCCAAACGGAAUGACUUCUGGCUACCACUCAAGGGAAUCAAGUUUUAUUUCACUUUAAACCACACCUUUGAGAUUUUGGCCUUUCUCCUAUUUCUUCUGUGGUACUUUAUCUUCCCUGAGUAUUAGUGUAGCAGUUGGUAAGGGCACCAUUGCCUGGAAAUUGCUAGAAGACCUUAGCUAGCAGCUGAAAAUACCUGUUGAGAAGAAGUAGGGCCAAUCCUUCAAGAAUAAGGUUUGGCCAGAAAGGAUUUGUUUCUCAGACAUAGCUAUGUUUUGCAUAUUUCCUCAUUAGGACAGAGGAAAAUAAAGUAAACAGGGAGAAGAGAUACAGACAUAAAGGCUGCAGUUUCUUCAUCAUGCCACUUGAAUGUUAGAAAGACUAGAAAAAUAUACAGCAGGAAAAUGGAGAAGCCACUGGUUGUUCAAAAUAGUCAUGACUAUAUGACUCAGUCAUAUCCUAUAACUAUGGUAGUCACAGGAUUCUCAAUGUAGUUAAUAAUGACUAAGGAAAAAACCUAAGUUUUAGUGGCCUGAAAUCUGGGAACCAUGUACUCACUUCAGGAUAGAUCUGACACUAAGAUCCAGGGUGAGUUGGAAAGAAGCUUUCUGAUUAGGUUUGGGGAUAAAACAGGGUUAGAUUCAAAGGUGAUUUGUAAUAGAUAAGGAUUAAUAAAAAAAGAUAAUGAAUUGUACCUAAGUUGCCUUUUUUCCCCUUUAAAGCUUGUUCUACAUAUUUCAUCUCUAAAUAUUGUAGUCUUUAAAGUUUUUGUGUUUAACUGUUUUAAUUGUUAUAUACUUCAAGUAUCUGCAGUUUCAUUAGUAUGGGUACUCCCUUUAUUGAUACACAAUACAACCUCAACCUCUUCACUGAUAAGAUUGCAACCUCUCAACUUUGUAGAUGGUCUUCUAGAGUUGCUGUGGCCAAAAAAAUAUAUAACCCUGUAGGCAUGUUAAUAAAUCUGUAACCUUGCUGAUAA